ACGGUCCUGGCCGGCGGCCGCCCAGCCCCCGCUUCCUUUCACGCUAUCGGUGGCCGUAGGUGGUCGUGGCCACCGCACCCGGCGGGAGGUGGCGGCGGCCAGUAAUGCCCGGGAAACUCCUCUGGGGAGACAUCAUGGAGCUCGAGGCACCCUUGGAAGAGUCCGAGAGCCAGAGGAAGGAGCGGCAAAAGAAUGAUAGAAGGAAGUCAAGGCACCAUUCUGAAUCAGAGGAGAGAACAGAAACAAGAGAAAAUGGUGUUACAGAUGACCUGGAUGCUCCCAAGCCCAAAAAAGCUAAAACGAGAGAGAAGCUAAAUGGAGACACCAAAGAAGGACUUAGAUUUUCAGAUGAAUUUUCCCCAUCUCAUAAGUCAAGAAGAAAAGACCUGCCAAAUGGAGAUGUGGAUGAGUAUGAGAAAAGGUCUAAACGAGUGUCAUCCUCAGAAAACUCUCACAAGUCAAGUGAUAAAGCAGAUGAGACUCUAACACGUGAGCAAAAGGAAGGAGCCUUCUCUAAUUUCUCCAUUUCUGAGGAGACCAUAAAGCUUCUGAAAGGUCGAGGGGUAACAUAUCUCUUUCCUAUUCAAGUUAAAACCUUUGGCCCUGUCUAUGAAGGAAAAGACUUAAUUGCUCAAGCCCGGACAGGAACAGGAAAGACAUUCUCUUUUGCCAUACCCUUGAUUGAAAGGCUCCAAAGAAAUCAAGAAACAAUUAAAAAAAGCCGCUCACCAAAGGUACUCGUUUUGGCUCCAACAAGGGAAUUGGCAAAUCAAGUAGCCAAAGAUUUCAAAGAUAUAACUAGAAAACUCAAUGUGGCGUGUUUUUAUGGUGGAACAUCAUAUCAAAGCCAGAUUAAUCAAAUUCGGAAUGGUAUUGACAUCCUUGUUGGGACCCCAGGACGUAUCAAAGACCAUCUGCAAAGCGGCCGUUUGGAUCUUUCAAAGCUUCGCCAUGUUGUACUUGAUGAAGUAGAUCAAAUGUUAGAUUUAGGUUUUGCUGAACAAGUUGAAGAUAUUAUUCAUGAAUCCUAUAAAUCUGAUUCAGAAGACAAUCCUCAGACCUUACUUUUUUCUGCAACUUGCCCACAGUGGGUAUACAAAGUUGCAAAAAAAUACAUGAAAUCCAGAUAUGAACAGGUUGACCUUGUUGGAAAAAUGACUCAAAAAGCUGCAACCACUGUGGAACAUUUGGCUAUCCAGUGCCACUGGUCCCAGAGACCAGCAGUUAUUGGAGAUGUCCUUCAGGUCUACAGUGGAUCUGAAGGGAGAGCUAUUAUCUUCUGUGAGACUAAGAAGAAUGUUACUGAAAUGGCCAUGAAUCCACACAUAAAGCAGAACGCACAGUGUUUGCAUGGAGAUAUUGCACAGUCACAAAGAGAAAUUACCUUGAAAGGCUUCAGAGAAGGUAGUUUUAAAGUUUUGGUGGCAACCAAUGUGGCUGCUCGUGGCUUGGACAUUCCUGAAGUUGAUCUUGUGAUUCAGAGUUCUCCUCCACAGGAUGUUGAAUCCUAUAUCCAUCGCUCUGGACGCACAGGUAGAGCUGGCCGGACAGGAAUUUGUGUAUGUUUUUAUCAACCAAGGGAAAGAGGUCAACUGAGAUAUGUGGAACAGAAAGCAGGAAUUACUUUUAAACGUGUAGGUGUUCCUUCUACAAUGGAUUUAGUUAAAUCUAAAAGCAUGGAUGCCAUCAGGUCUCUGGCUUCUGUUUCUUAUGCUGCUGUUGAUUUUUUCCGACCAUCAGCUCAAAGACUGAUAGAAGAGAAGGGGGCAGUGGAUGCAUUGGCUGCAGCCUUAGCUCACAUUUCUGGUGCAUCAAGCUUUGAACCCCGAUCUUUGAUCACCUCUGAUAAGGGGUUUGUGACCAUGACUCUGGAAAGCCCAGAAGAAAUACAGGAUGUCAGCUGUGCUUGGAAGGAACUUAAUAGAAAGCUCAGUAGUAAUGCUGUGUCUCAAGUAACCAGAAUGUGCCUCCUGAAAGGAAAUAUGGGUGUUUGCUUUGAUGUUCCUACAAGUGAGUCAGAAAGAUUACAGGCAGAGUGGCAUGACUCAGACUGGAUACUCUCAGUGCCAGCCAAGUUACCUGAAAUUGAAGAAUAUUAUGAUGGAAACACAUCUUCUAAUCCCAGACAGAGGAGCGGCUGGUCUGGCGGCAGGUCAGGCCGUUCAGGCCGAUCUGGUGGUCGAUCUGGUGGCCGAUCAGGUAGACAGAGUCGACAGGGGAGUCGUUCAGGAAGUCGGCAAGACGGUAGAAGACGAAGUGGGAACAGAAAUCGAUCAAGAAGUGGGGGCCAUAAACGGAGUUUUGACUGAGUGUUUGAUAGUUAAUCUUCCAGUGUGAGCUUGCCUAUUUCUGUCUAAUCAUGUAUAUUAUUCACCAAAAAUUAGAUCAUCAUAGUUGAGGUAUUUGUCUGUAAUUUGCAAAGAAGUUGGUCGUAUUUUUUUAAAAAGUAUUUCACAAGAAUGGUUCUAAACAAAUCUACUUAUCUGGCUAUACCUUUGAAUUAAAAAGAAAGCCCUUUUAU
Rattus norvegicus (Norway rat) is the source of this 2521-nucleotide messenger RNA. RefSeq names its product DExD-box helicase 50 (gene Ddx50). Gene Ontology annotation, cellular component: cytoplasm; nucleolus. The transcript is spliced from 15 exons. Gene Ontology annotation, molecular function: nucleic acid binding; hydrolase activity; helicase activity. Lineage: Eukaryota; Metazoa; Chordata; Mammalia; Rodentia; Muridae. Bases 105 to 2309 code for a protein of 734 amino acids. The record is from RefSeq and is marked validated.